CGAAACCGCAAUCCACAUGGGCACAACCAACCACAACCAGCAAACCGUCGACGUCUACGCCAUCAUGAACCUGAGCAGCGGUAAAGUCGAUCUUCGAACAGGUUCACCUGAGUCGUCGCUAGCUGAGAUCCGCGAGGGCACCGUCGUCCCAUACUCGAAAGUAGACCUGAACGCGUACUUCCAGAGCAUGUCUAAGAAACAGUCUAUUGUAUGGGUUCAGCACCUCCGCGCCAUGAUUCCCGGUCGCAACGACAAGCUCAUAAGGUGGUCGUAGGACCCACCUAAAACACACACCCCUCCCCUUUCGUCCCCAGAGAGCGAUUCGAUGAUUAUGUGAGAUGGAUAGAUGGAUGGAUGGAUUAUAUUGGAUG
Annulohypoxylon maeteangense is the source of this 371-nucleotide messenger RNA. RefSeq lists its product as uncharacterized. The coding region runs from base 17 to 274 and encodes 85 amino acids. The record is from RefSeq and is a predicted model, not a curated record. The transcript has a single exon. Lineage: Eukaryota; Fungi; Ascomycota; Sordariomycetes; Xylariales; Hypoxylaceae.